Molecule: messenger RNA, 2450 nt
Organism: Camellia sinensis
Lineage: Eukaryota; Viridiplantae; Streptophyta; Magnoliopsida; Ericales; Theaceae
Source: RefSeq, a predicted model, not a curated record
UCACUUUUUUGACAUUCAUUACCAAAAUGGUGCUUAAAAUGAUCUGCUUAAUAUCCAAAGAUCAAUUGCCAAUGUGAACACUCUUAAAAAUAAAAAUAAAUUAAUUAAUUAAACAUAGGGUAUCUAGUUCUUCAUACUUUAUAUAGUGCUAUAGAAUAAAACUUAAAAAUAGCAGAAAAAGUUUGUUGAACAAAAUUUAAAACAGCUCACUAGUAAAAUCCCAUUUUAGUAGCUCCUCGGUGGGUUGGAUUUUGUAAAAUUCUAUUAUACCUCACCGUGUUGGCGUCAUAAAUCUUUGUUGCUCUGCCUCGUUGCCUUACAAACGAAACCAAAAACAAUGAACACUAGAGAAAUUUCAUGUGGUAGCUGCCACAACAAGAUUUUGGAAACACCGGACUCCAAAAACACUGUAUGCCAAUCUUGUGAAUCUCUGAUUUCAACCGAAGCAUGUGAAACCGUCCCCAAGGGGCAUUUAUCCUUUUGUUGGAAAACAAGAUUGCAAGAAAACAAAAGCCUGCAUGCUGCAUUGCCAAAGCCUGAUCAAAAGCUAAAUCCUAUGACUAAUAACAUCGGUGUACAUCUACCAAAGCGGGCAGUUCUUUGCGGAGUCAGUUACCAAAAGAAGAAGCACAAGCUCAAGGGAACAACAAAUGAUGUGAAAAGAAUGAAAUCUCUUCUGACCGAUCAUUUUGGUUUUCUCGAAACUUCUAUUUGUGUUCUAACAGAAGAGGAGGAUGACCCAAACCUUAUUCCAACAAAGGAGAACAUGCAGAAGGCCUUGAGAUGGCUUGUGGCCGACUGCAAGUCAGGGGACUCCUUGGUGUUCUACUUCUCUGGACAUGGUUUACGACAACCUGAUUUUGAUAUGGAUGAGAACGAUGACUACGAUGAAACUAUCUGUCCUUCUGAUUUCAUGACUGCUGGAAUGAUCCUUGAUAAUGAUAUCAAUAAUACCAUUGUCAAGCCUCUCAAGGAAGGUGUCAAGCUUCAUGCCAUUAUCGAUGCCUGUCACAGCGGAACCAUCCUUGAUCUAGAGCAUGUUUACGACAGAAAACAUCAUAGGUUUAGGGCAAGGAAGCACGGGUGCGGGUACGAGUACGGUACGGGUACGAGUGCGGGUACGCCGAUUCGGCAAAACUCAAAAAAAGUACGAUACGGGAAAUGGUGGGUAGAUAACAAACCUACUUCAGGUGUAAGGAAAAGUACAGAUGGUGGACUAGCUAUCUCUUUGAGUGCCUGUGGUGAUGAUCAAAUUGCUGCCGAUACAACUGCUUUCUCAAGAAACGAAAUGACUGGCGCCAUGACUUACAUUUUCGAUCAAAUAAUUAGGCAAAACCCUACAAUAACAUACAGUAAUCUACUCGAAAAGAUGCAUGAGCAGAUUAAGCAUGCUAAUAGUAAUAGUACAGGAUGCCUCCUAAGGAUAUUCUGCCACAAGUUAAUACAGGUCAAGCUUCUUUUCCAAUUUCUACAUGAUCAUGCUUGAACACAAACUAUAAAUUCAUAAUCUAAUACGAGGACACAAUUUAUCAAUUUUUUGUUUUGAAUAAAGAAGAUACUAUAUGUAUUGAUAUCAUAGUAGAUUAUAUUCAAGUAUUUGUUGGAACAAAUUGUCUUGAACUCUUCAAUUAGUGGUCUUUGGGUCUUCAAAACUUGGCGAUGAUCUUGUCUAUGUAGAACAGAAAUAUGGUGCUUCAAGUCGCGUUACUAAGUUGCUUUCCUAAAGACGAUAUUUGCACCCACCAAAAAGUAUGUAGAGUGUUACAGCAAAUUUGCCUCCCGGAUACAAUUAAGCCUGAUCUAAAGAUCAAAUCUACCGGCGUCUGCACUGACGAUAGUAGAUCAAAAUAAUCUUGAUAUAAUCAAGAAAACCAAGACACUGAUAAUCAAAUUUGUAGAACCUGAUUACCAGCAAGAAAAGUAUAAAUUUGCUUAAGAAACUCUUGAUUGAAAACUCUAAAUCAAGAGGGAGAGAGAGAGAGAAUUGCACGAAUGAAUUCUAAAUUUUUGAAUGGAAUGAAACGGCUGAUUUCGUAGCCUAUUUAUAGGCCUUGAUGCACAUGAUCGAAUGAUCAUGUCCCUUGAUCGCGUUUGAUCAGAUCUGAUCGUUGGAUCGACGAUCUACGAUGCAGAUCACUCUCACAUCGAAUAGAUGCCUUGACUAAUCACACCUGAUCACGAUCGGCUGUCCAAUGCAAAUAGGAAAGUGCCCUCAUGGUGCUUUGCGCCGAUGCAUCCGUACUAAGUUCAAAGUGCGGCAUUAAACGUCACACAGCCCACUGCCCAUGCCACGCGCGCACGUGUGUGCAUGUGCGGGUACGGAUGGUGCGAAGCACCAUCCUUGCAGUGUGUGUGCAUGCAUACUAGCUUUUACCUCACAAUUCCAUAUUCAAAAGAAUAUUCCAUGUAGCACUUUAUUAAGUGCUCUAUGUUUUCCUCUCUUUCCGAUG